AUGGCUCCCGCAUCCUCAAUCGAAGAUUGCGGCACUCCUUUCGCCAGCUGGUUUCUGGCGAAACAGCUUCAUCUUUACCGGAAGGGGGCUCCAGGAUCUGUCAUCAAUGGUAUAGGUGAAAUAGUAAACAAGUUCAUUUAUAAAGUACGCACUCAUAUCAGAGGCUUUCACCCAAUCGUCACACUCAAGGCAUGGCAAGGCUCAAAUCUACAUGGCGCAUGCCGAUCAUCCGAAUCACUUCAUUCUCCCUGGCCUAUCUCGACUCGCCUCACAGACCAGAUGUGGUUUGAAAGCCUCAUCAAAGCCGCGUGGGACUCGGACACGGAUUCUGAUCUCCAAUCUGAUCAGCAUGAUCUUGAUCAAUAUGAUGAGACUCAUGUCGACUUCGCCGCAUGGAAGGAUGAUUUCACAGCGCUGACAAGUUCUCCGGAAAUGGAAACUUUACCUAUUUCACCUACAAGCUUACUAUACAGAAGUGUGGAUUGCCAGGUACAAGUGAUCACUGGCCCCUGGUACCCAUGUUUUGCCACCACCAUAGGCACAAAGGUCAACACCAAACACAUUGACAGUGAAGGACACAGCAGUCCCAGAUGCAUGACUCUUUGCAAUUCGAUUUCAUCCCCUGAGCCGACACCUCAUGUCAUGAGCUUGCCAUCACUCGACACUAUGCAUGUUGGAACACGCCUUAGUACUCCAGUUUACCCUCUUCCAACACAUCCCUUGCUUGAACUUCAAAAAGCAAGGAACAUACUGACUCAAGACAAGCAUCUUCAUCUUGAGGUGGGCCCAGGGAGUUUGAAACACGACAAUGCAAAAAAUCCAGCGAAGGUCCAAUUGCAAAGUUUGUCAUAUGCAACAGAUGUAUUUAAAUCCGGAGUCUCCACAAGGAUGGGUGAGUAUGAAAGACUUCAAAAUCAAUUCAGGUGGAGGAUGAUACCAUCUAUUGAGCCUUUGAAAGAAGGGAUUAUGGACCCAAUCAGCUUGUAG
Messenger RNA from Melampsora larici-populina 98AG31, 987 nucleotides. RefSeq lists its product as uncharacterized. NCBI's taxonomy places the organism in Eukaryota, Fungi, Basidiomycota, Pucciniomycetes, Pucciniales, Melampsoraceae. Bases 1 to 987 code for a protein of 328 amino acids. The record is from RefSeq and is a predicted model, not a curated record. The transcript has 4 exons.